GUAUUCAUAAGAGCGAAGACCACUAACUAAACCAAUCCCAAAGUAAUAUCAUCGGACGGAGAUGGCGGUUGGAUUGGGAAACGCGACGGCGGCGUCGGGUGAAUGUGGCGAUAUACUGAAGGCACGUACGGACAAGAGAGAGUAUCGGAGGAUUGUACUCAAAAAUUCGCUCGAGGUGUUGUUAAUCAGCGACCCAGAGACUGACAAGUGUGCUGCUUCAAUGAACGUUAGCGUCGGGUCGUUCUCGGACCCGGAAGGAUUGGAAGGCCUAGCUCACUUCCUUGAGCAUAUGCUGUUUUAUGCAAGUGAAAAAUAUCCAGAGGAAGAUAGCUAUUCCAAGUACAUCACAGAGCAUGGAGGGAGCACAAAUGCGUAUACAUCCACUGAAGAUACUAACUACCAUUUCGAUAUCAACACUGAUUCUUUUGAUGAAGCUUUGGAUAGGUUCGCACAGUUCUUUAUCAAGCCAUUGAUGUCAGCUGAUGCCACCAUGAGGGAGAUCAAGGCUGUCGACUCUGAGCAUCAGAAAAACUUGUUGUCAGAUUCUUGGCGUUUGGGCCAGUUACAGAAGCAUCUAAGUAGAGAAGACCAUCCAUAUCACAAAUUUAACACAGGGAAUAUGGAUACACUUCAUGGACGACCAGAAGCAAAGGGAGUGAAUACAAGAAGUGAACUAAUGAAAUUCUAUGAAGAACACUAUUCUGCCAACAUCAUGCAUCUGGUUGUUUAUGGCAAGGAAAACCUUGAUAAAACUCAAGGUCUAGUGGAAGAGUUAUUCCAGGAUGUUCGAAACACCAACAAGGAUAUUCCUCGAUUUCCUGGUCAGCCGUGUACUCUAGACCAUUUGCAGGUACUUGUGAAGGUUGUCCCAAUAAUGCAGGGUCAUGAGCUUAGUGUUAUAUGGCCUGUGACUCCUAGUAUCUAUCAUUAUGAAGAGGCACCAUGCAGGUAUAUUGGUGAUCUUAUUGGUCAUGAAGGUGAAGGAAGUUUGUUUCAUGCCUUAAAAAUCUUGGGUUGGGCAACAGGACUGUAUGCUGGCGAAGCAGACUGGAGUAUGGAAUAUUCUUUCUUCAAUGUUUCGAUUGAUCUUACUGAUGCUGGCCACGAGCACAUGCAAGAUAUUUUAGGGUUGUUGUUUAAACAAAUUAAAGUCUUACAACAGUCUGGUGUUUCCCAGUGGAUUUUCGAUGAGCUCUCAGCUAUCUGUGAGGCAGAAUUUCAUUAUCAAGCCAAAAUAGACCCAAUUUCUUAUGUAGUGGAUAUUUCAUCAAACAUGACGAUAUACCCAACCAAGCAUUGGCUGGUUGGAUCAUCACUGCCUUCGAAAUUCAAUCCAGCUAUUAUACAAAAAGUUCUUGAUGAGCUUUCUCCCAAUAAUUUUCGAAUCUUUUGGGAAUCAAAUAAAUUUGAAGGACAAACUGACAAGGUUGAGCCAUGGUAUAACACUGCGUAUCAUCUUGAGAAGAUAACCAAAUCCACCAUUCAGGAGUGGGUGCAGUCUGCCCCUGAUGUAAACCUGCUUCAGCCAACACCUAAUGUAUUCAUUCCUACAGACUUUUCAUUAAAGGAUUUUAAGGAUAAGGACAUCUUUCCUGUUGUAUUGAGAAAGACAUCAUUCUCAAGAUUGUGGUAUAAGCCUGAUACAUUGAGCAUAUGCGUAUAUGGAAACCAGCAUUUGAAGGAAAUACAAUCUGACAAAGACAAAAUUCGAUCACCACUGAUAGAAAUCGAAGACAUUGUUGGUUUCAGAAAGUCUCAACCUCUUUACGGGUCGUUGAAACUUUGAGGAGGUACCAACUCUUUUUCAGAGAUUUAUAUACAAGUACAACAAACAGAGACAUAUGCCAAAGCGAAUCAGUAGAGUUAGUCAUAUUAAAGUUAACAUUUGGAUCCAAAGUCAUGGAAAAUUCAAAGUAAUAUUAUAAAGAUGAUACUUGACGUCAUAAUA
This is a messenger RNA of Camelina sativa (false flax), 1948 nucleotides long. NCBI's taxonomy places the organism in Eukaryota, Viridiplantae, Streptophyta, Magnoliopsida, Brassicales, Brassicaceae. The record is from RefSeq and is a predicted model, not a curated record.